Silurus meridionalis is the source of this 1182-nucleotide messenger RNA. Its product is annotated as ribonuclease inhibitor-like. The transcript is spliced from 8 exons. Gene Ontology annotation, molecular function: protein binding. The record is from RefSeq and is a predicted model, not a curated record. The annotation marks the transcript as partial. NCBI's taxonomy places the organism in Eukaryota, Metazoa, Chordata, Actinopteri, Siluriformes, Siluridae.
AUGAAGAGUGAUGCGUCUAUGGAUGAACCUUUGGGAUUUAGCACUGGAAUCUCCUCACCUGGACACAGAGUGAAGUGUCUCUCUGCUGUACUGGAGAAUCCUCAUUGUAAACUGGAGAAACUGUGGUUGAGGAAUUGUGGAGUAUCGGAUGAAGGCUGUGCUGCUCUCGCUUCAGCUCUGAGAUCAAACCCCUCACACCUGAGAGAUCUGUAUCUGUCUGGGAAUAAAGUAGGAGACUCAGGAGUGAAGUGUCUCUCUGCUCUAAAGAAUGAUAAAUGUUACAAACUACAGACACUGGAUAUCAGAUGCAGUGAAAUUUCAGGGAGAAGUGGAGAAGCUCUGACCUCAGUGCUCAACUCAGAAACCUCCAGUCUGAGAGAACUGCAUCUGACUGUCAAUACACUGGAUCUGUCUGAGAAUAAACUAGAAGACUCAGGAGUGAAGCGUCUCUCUGCUCUACUGGAGAAUCCUGAGUGUAAAGUGAAAUAUCUGAGGUUGGGUGGUUGUGGAGUAUCAGAUGAAGGCUGUGCUGCUCUCGCUUCAGCUCUGAGAUCAAACCCCUCACACCUGAGAGAACUGAAUCUGUCUUGGAAUAAAGUAGGAGACUCAGGAGUGAAGUGUCUCUCUGCUGUAUUGGAGAAUCCUCACUGUAAACUGGAGAUACUGUGGUUGUAUGAUUGUGGAGUAUCAGAUGAAGGCUGUGCUGCUCUCGCUUCAGCUCUGAGAUCAAACCCCUCACACCUGAGAGAUCUGAAUCUGCCUGGGAAUAAAGUAGGAGACUCAGGAGUGAAGUGUCUCUCUGCUGUACUGGAGAAUCCUCACUGUAAACUGGAGAUACUGGGGUUGUGUGAUUGUGGAGUAUCAGAUGAAGGCUGUGCUGCUCUCGCUUCAGCUCUGAGAUCAAACCCCUCACACCUGAGAGAACUGUAUCUGACUGGGAAUAAAGUAGGAGACACAGGAGUGAAGUGUCUCUCUGCUGUACUGGAGAAUCCUCACUGUAAACUGGAGAUACUGGGGUUGUGUGAUUGUGGAGUAUCAGAUGAAGGCUGUGCUGCUCUCGCUUCAGCUCUGAGAUCAAACCCCUCACACCUGAGAGAACUGUAUCUGUCUAUGAAUAAAGUAGGAGACUCAGGAGUGAAGUGUCUCUCUGCUGUACUGGAGAAUCCUCACUGUAAACUGGAG